AUGCAAGCCUUCUUGGACGACUUUGCGACGCUGCCACUGGACGAGUAUGCGCUGCUGCCGACCGACUCGCUCCUCUUAGAGGACGUCGACGCCUUCUUCGCGCCGGCCACGACAUCAUCGCCGGCCUCAAGCGACCACUGCACUACGAGCGACGCUGGUUCCGAAGACCUGCCGCCGCCGCCGGCCAAGAAGAUCAACGUGAGCCGCAAGCGCCAGCGCGACGAGAUCGACUACCUGCGCGCCAAGGUGGUCGAGCUUGAGUCGCAGCUCUCGACGCUGCAAGCUGCCGAGGCCCCGCUCGUGGCGGCGUCUCCGUGGCAGGCUCUGGCGCAGCAGGUUCGCCUCGAGAAGGAUGCUGCGAUCAGCGAGCGCGAGCAGCUCAAGCACGAGCUCGCCGACCAAAUUGAGUUUGGCAAGACGCUCGAAGCGCUCCUGAUGAAGCGGCCAAAGCUCGCGGUGCUACCACAGCUCGACGCCGACCAGUGGAAGCUGUACCGCCUCGUACAAGACCCGGCGCUGCGGCGCGAGGCCGUCGCCAACAUCCUCGCGCACCAGUACGACGCGCUAUCAAGUGCACUCAUCGAGUCGAACCUGCUCGAGCAAGAAGACGAUCUCACGGCCUUUGCGCCGUGCUUGGCCAAGCACUUUGACGACCAGCUCAUCACGACCGCAACGUACUGCAAAACACUCGAGCACGACAUGCAUACGGUUGCUCGCAUGGUGUGGCUGCUCCUCUCGGCAGGCUGCAGCCUCCACCGUAAAAAUUUCCAGCGCCUCGAAAAGUUUGACGAUGACACGAUUUACAUUGCGAACGAAGGCCGCUACGAGUCCCUCCUCAACCAGACGCGCCUCCUCAUAAAGCGCUACAUCGAAGCGGACCGCAUCGUGUUUGUUGUACGCACGAUUCUCGAAGACGAACUCAAUCCGCACGCACCGGACGCGCUUGUCAACCACAAGAGCGCAUGGUUUGUGGUCGAGCAUAUUGCAAUGCAGCCCCAGAAGUGUCGGAUCAAGUAUUUUCAAAAAAUGGCUCUUCCGAUGGUGCAGUCCGAGACGCUUCUGACGCACCCCAAGUUCUCGGACGUCAACUCGCCCUACUACCGCAUUGGCAACUUCACCGACGCGGCCAUGAUGGCGCUGCGCGAAAUGGUCGGCGAGUUCAACUCGCAGCUCGAGCUCCUCCUUCAGCGCGCCGAGUAAACAAGUGGGAUAAUCGAUAGAUGCAUAAUACAUGUACCUGCCACGUGUCGACUGGACGAGGGCUCAAUGCCGCACUGCGCAUUGGGUUUGGUCGCGCGCCGCCAGGUCCU
Molecule: messenger RNA, 1310 nt
Organism: Saprolegnia diclina VS20
Lineage: Eukaryota; Oomycota; Saprolegniomycetes; Saprolegniales; Saprolegniaceae
Exons: 4
Coding region: 1-1200 (399 amino acids)
Source: RefSeq, a predicted model, not a curated record